Rhinopithecus roxellana (golden snub-nosed monkey) is the source of this 1069-nucleotide messenger RNA. RefSeq names its product laforin-like. Bases 6 to 470 code for a protein of 154 amino acids. The record is from RefSeq and is a predicted model, not a curated record. The transcript is spliced from 2 exons. Lineage: Eukaryota; Metazoa; Chordata; Mammalia; Primates; Cercopithecidae.
UGCCCAUGGUGGCGCGCUGGCGGGGAGGCCGGGCGGCGGCGCGGCGGCCUGGGGUCCAGCUUUCAGUUUGGCUGGGAGAGGGAGGCCGGGAGGAGGAGGCGGCGGCGCGGGGAGGGCGGGGAGGGAGCGCGGAGGGGCGGGGAGUGGCGGAGCGAGGGAGCCUGGGCCGCGGCCGGCGGCGCGGGGAGGAGGGGCAGCCCGGCGCGCCGCGUGAGUCCCAGCCGGCCGCUCCGAGCGCUCCGGGCUGGGUUCCCGGGCCCCGCCGCGCCGCCUCCCUCCCCGCCCGGCUUGGCCUCCUGCUUUUCCAUUUGAUUCCCUGCCUCUCUCUAUUCGGACUGGAAUGCCGGGCCAGGCUCCGGGGCGCGCCGCUGCGGCAGCCGCACCCCGCACGUCCCCCCUGGCCGACUCCGACGCGGAAGCAGCGGCCCUCCUCGCCGUCGGGGAGCCAGGGAGCCGGGGACGAUCAGUAACAUAAGGCUUAGAGGAUCAAGUAUCUUGCCCAGAUGCCUUACCGAAAUGCUACAGAUGAAGUUGGUGUGGUAACCUGGGCUGAGCACUCUGGGAGAGGAAGAGAAGAGAGAAGACAAAAAACAACUGAGCUAUGACCAGUCCCAACACAGAGGCCCAGAAAACUUUAAGAUUUGAGGAUUAAUGUCUCAAGGUCAGGAGCAACCUCAAGGCUAAAACUCAGAUCUCAGGACUCAAUUUCACAGAAGUUCCACUAUAAAGGCAUUAAUCCAAAUCUUUAAAUGAUAUGAAAAUUUUAUAAUAAGAGUUCAAUAUUUCUGCCAACAUUGGCACAUGGAUUGCAAAGUCCACAGGAUUGAAAACACCAUCAACAUAAUGGAAAUUGAACAGCAUCUGAUUACUGAGUGCUAUAUCAGCAAGUUAAAUGGAUCUUUUGCAUACAUUUUAAUGGUGUAUAUCCUAAAACUGAAGUGUUCAAUAUAAACAUCCAGAUUGAAACUCAGGCAGUGAAUUACAUACACAACAAAUCAAUUGAACAUGGCAGAGCUUGUCAGACUCAUGAAAGAUUAAAUACAUUUUACAUUUCCACAAGUGUAGUAUU